Messenger RNA from Perca fluviatilis (European perch), 2259 nucleotides. Its product is annotated as kunitz-type protease inhibitor 1-like. Gene Ontology annotation, molecular function: serine-type endopeptidase inhibitor activity; protein binding. The transcript has 11 exons. The coding region runs from base 304 to 1833 and encodes 509 amino acids. The record is from RefSeq and is a predicted model, not a curated record. NCBI's taxonomy places the organism in Eukaryota, Metazoa, Chordata, Actinopteri, Perciformes, Percidae.
GUCUCUUCCUGUUUGUUUGUGUGUGUGAGUGUUGGAGCAGCAGCAGCAGGUGAGACACACCUGAGGACUUGUUUUACUCUUUAACACUUUUACACAUCACAGCUUCAGGUAGAAACGUUCCUGUUGUGUUUGAAGACGCCAGAAGAAGAAGAAGAAGAAGAAGAAGAAGAAGAAGAAGUUUAGGAGGGCGUGAGACUGGAAGGGAAACAGCUGCGGACCGUAGCCUAGUUUGGGUUAAACUCUCCCGAGGAAGCGUCAUUUUGCGUAACUUCUCCCUGCUGCUAGAUCCAAGCUGAGCUCAAAAUGCCUCCACCCUCCUCUUCUUCUUCCCUCCUUCUCUCCCUCCUCCUCCUUCUCCCCCUUGUGCGCCCCGCAGGCGCGGCAGAAGACGCGCCCUGCCGCGGCGAUUUCUGCGACGGGCCGGAGAACUUCGUGCUGGACGCGGAGGACGCGGUGAAGGAGGGAGCGGCGCUGCUGGCCACUGCGCAGGUGCGCUCCGAUGAAGACUGCAGAAGCGCGUGCUACGCGGACAAGCGCUGUAACGUGGCGCUGCUGGAGCCGCGCGGUGCAGGCGCGGCAGGCGCCGCUGCGGCGGAGAACCGCACCUGCGUUCUGUUCAACUGCCUCCACAGGAACCGCUUCGUGUGCAGGUUCGUCAACCAGGAGGGAUACUUGAGCUCCGUGAGAAAGGCCGUCUUCGUGCAGCAUUUGCAGGGCUCACAGAGGCCAGGUAAGAAGUCUCCGCCCCUCGCCAUAGCGGGCCCUGAUGUCAUCGUCCAGCCCGGUGAGACGGUGACGCUCAGCGGCGUCCAGAGCCUGGCGCUGGGCGAUGCCCACAUCACCAAGUACCAAUGGAGUCUGGAGAAAGGAGACAGCCACGUCACCUUAACGCAGACAGAGUUUCCUGACCAGGUGAUGCUGUCCAACCUGCAGCCAGGCUCCUACGUCCUACAGCUGACCGUCACAGACUCCAAGGACCAAUCAGACAGUGCCCUGGUCACCGUGGUCGUCCUCAGCCCCGAGCAGUCCAGCUCCUACUGCCUGUCUCAGGUGAAGGUGGGUCCGUGCCGCGCCUCGUUUGCUCGCUGGCACUACAACACGUCGACAGGAAGCUGUCAUCAGUUUGUGUUCGGAGGCUGUCUCUCAAACGACAACAACUUCCUGUCCCAGGACGAGUGUUCAUCAGCCUGCACAGGAGUCACAGCAACGUCCGAGAGGAAGGUCACUCUGCCUUCUGCUGAGGUGUGCGGGGUGGAGUGUACUUCUAAUCAGCUGGCGUGUGACGGCUGCUGUCUGGAUAGAAGUCUGGAGUGUGACGGAGUGAACCACUGCAAGGACGGGAAGGACGAGGAGCAGUGCAGCCAAUUGAAUCAGUCCUUCAACCAGCUGAGGAACAUCAGCGUCAACCAGGGACAAGCUCGAUGUGUGGAGCCCCCACUCACCGGUCCGUGCCGGGCCAGUCACACCCGCUGGUACUACGACCCUCUGAACAGGAAGUGCUAUCGCUUCACGUAUGGCGGCUGUGAAGGCAGCGAGAACAACUUCGACAAGGAACACAAGUGUAAAGAAGCAUGCAAAGGAGUCACAGAGAAGAACGUCUUCUCCAGAGGGCUGUUUGAGCGUUUAGAGACAGAAGAUGAAAACGACUCAGGUAACAUAGCUCUGGCUGUGUGUCUGUCCGUGGCCAUCUUGGCGCUGCUCGCCGUCCUGGCCUACUGCGUCCUGAAGAAGAGGAAGGAGCGCUCCCAUAGGCUGCCCGCCACAGGCCCCGCCCACGUGCCUCUGUCGGAGCAGGAGACGCUCGUCUACAACGCCACCACCAAACCCGCGUGACAUCACUGUCGCCACGACGACCGCCAAAUGGACUUUUAUCAAUCUCAGUAUUUGGGGAAACUUAAACAUUACACAAGCCGAGUUAUAAAAUGCUAUAAAAAAUGCUGGCUCUAUACACGCUAAAAGUCCUGAUUAUUUACAUGGAGUCUGGUGGAGUUUGGUGAUGAAGAUUUUGCAGCAAUCAGAAACAAGGGAACAGAGUGUCCGGGUCUUGUCAGUUUGUAUUUUGUGUGUUUUUUGGGUUUCUUCUCUCAGAUAUUAUCUCUGUAUGUUUAAUAUAUUGUAUUAUGUGUGUAUUUGAGAGUGUUUGGGUGUCAGGUGUGUUUUCAGCUGUCUGAUGUAAAUAUGAAAUGUUAUUCUGAUCUCAGGUCGUUAUGUUUUAUAAUGUUUUUAUUAUUCAGUUUAAUAAAGUCACUACUACACAAA